AGGAGCUACAGGCUCGUUGUUUCCGGUAUUACCACGUGGAACUCGCGGGCUUGGAUGCUUUCGACAUGGCGGUGUUUGCAGGCCCAGCCAAGCCGCUCUUGUCCCUGGACCCGAAGGAGGAGGCCAAGUUUCACAACAAGGUGGCUCAGGUUCGCCGGCGCGCAAGUAAGCAACAGAAGCAAGAAAAAGAAAAACUUACUCGUGGAGUAAUUUAUGUGGGCCACCUACCUCCAGCACUUUAUGAAACCCAGAUCCAAGCAUAUUUCUCCCAGUUCGGCACUGUUACGAGAUUUAGACUGUCCAGAAGUAAAAAAACUGGAAAUAGCAAAGGCUAUGCCUUUGUGGAGUUUGAAUCUGAAGAUGUUGCCAAGAUAGUUGCUGAAACAAUGAACAACUACCUUUUUGGUGAAAGACUCUUGAAGUGUCAUUUUAUACCACCUGAGAAAGUACAUGAGGAACUUUUCACAAAGUGGCAUAUUCCAUUUAAGAAGCCAUCAUAUCCAGCAGUGAAACGGUAUAAUCAGAACCGGACACUUCUUCAAAAGCUGCGGAUGGAGGAGCGAUUUCAAAAGAAAGAAAAAUUACUCAGGAAGAGAUUAGCUAAGAAAGGAAUUGAUUAUAAUUUUCCUUCAUUGAUUUUACAUAAAAAGGAAAAAAGCAAUGCUUCAAACACUGAUCUUCAGAAAUCCACGAAUAGCCAGGUUUUACCUAAGAAGAAGAAAAAAAGGGUUUCAGCCACACCUAACACUCCCGAGAGGACUCUGAAUAGCCAGGACCCCACACCAGUUUGUACACCAACAUUUUUGGAGAAACGAAAAUCUGAAAUCGCUGAAAUGAAUGAUGAUGAAGAUAAUGAAAUAGUUUUCAAACAACCCUUAUCUGGCAUAAAAGAAGGAACACAAGAGACUAAAACACCUACGCAUUCAAGGAAAAAAAGACAAAGAAAAAGUAAACAGUGCUUCUGAAUAUAUUACAUAUAAUACUUUUGGAAAUGUGAUAUUACUCUGAUGACUUGAGUUUUUUGUAUUUAAAUAGAUAAAGUAGAAUUCAGCUCUUGACAAGAUCAGAAGAAACACUGUUGGUUCAUGUCGAUAAGGAAAGGAAUCAAUAAUUGUGGCUUGCCUGCCCUAGCUGAAAUAGAGGAGUGCAUACACCAUCUUACGGUAGUCAGGCUCACGGUGCCUCUGUCCCAGUCUCUUCUCAUUUUCUUGGCAGAUUUUAUCGCUGUCUCUAGUGACUCUACCUAUAUAAAAGGGUCACCACUAACUGCAAGUUUAAGUACUAAACUGCAGUAUGUGUUGUAUAAUACCAAAUAAAGAAAAUAAAAUCUUGAUUGAUUGACUGUAUGGUUCUCUGUGUUAGGUUGUGCAUUUAACCCAUAAGGGUAUUUAGACUUCAACAUCAUAUGAUUGAAACAGUUAAAUUAUGGAGAGCAAGAAGGCAGCUCAACUAUUGAUACAGAUUUAUUUUAUGUAUAUAUGAUCAUUUACUAAAAUUAGUUUAUGGUAUGCUAGCAUGGGUUACCAACUACAAUUUUGUAUCAGUAUCAGUGUGGAGUUCUGUUUUGUGGUUCAAAUGGUGACCAGCAAAUGAACUUUUUAAAAAAAUUUAUUUGUAUGCAGUUGGGACUUCGGUGUCUUGAAGCAAAGUAGGUUUUCACUUCAAAUAUUUUUAAGUUCCUGAUGCCCUUGAAAUGUACUUUUGUAUUAACUAAUCCAGAUUCAUUAAAA
Molecule: messenger RNA, 1730 nt
Organism: Pteronotus mesoamericanus
Lineage: Eukaryota; Metazoa; Chordata; Mammalia; Chiroptera; Mormoopidae
Gene: NIFK
Product: nucleolar protein interacting with the FHA domain of MKI67
Exons: 7
Coding region: 66-965 (299 amino acids)
Biological process (GO): maturation of LSU-rRNA from tricistronic rRNA transcript (SSU-rRNA, 5.8S rRNA, LSU-rRNA)
Cellular component (GO): nucleolus
Molecular function (GO): RNA binding
Source: RefSeq, a predicted model, not a curated record